Periconia digitata is the source of this 1369-nucleotide messenger RNA. Lineage: Eukaryota; Fungi; Ascomycota; Dothideomycetes; Pleosporales; Periconiaceae. The record is from the annotation of a GenBank genome assembly.
GUGAUUACCCCUUUUUUGCUUACUUCAGCAAAGCUGCCCCUCAGCAUGUCUUCAACCAAAAUGUUCACUCCUGUCAUUGCACCUGGUGGCACCAUCGUGGUCACUGGCGUAAACGGCCUCAUUGGUAGUCUCGUCGCCGAUCUACUUUUGGAAAGGGGGUACGCCGUCCGAGGGGUAGUGCGCGACGUGGAGAAGUCCCAAUGGCUCUCCGAAUAUCUUGCCAAAAAGUACGAGCACACCAAGUUCGAGUUAGUAUCCGUGCCAGAUCUAGCUGUAGAAGGAUGUUUCGAUGAAGCUCUCAAAGGAGCAUCUGGCUUCAUCCAUCUCGCUUCUCCUCUUGGAGGCGAAGCACCCGACAUCAUCAUUCCGAAAGCCGUCAACAUCAACUUGAACGUUAUGAAAGCUGCAGCUAAGGCCUCCAGCAUCAAGCGCGUGGUCGUCACAUCUUCUGCGCUCGCCGCCUCCUACCCAAGUAUAAACGUCAAGAAGGUUGUCGAUCAAUCGUCUUUCAACGACGAAUCAGUGGAAGACGUCCAAAAUAACAGUCCCACAAAAGAGGUCAUGGCCCUCUAUGUAGCCAUCAAAGUCUCUACUGAGCGAGCAUGCUGGGACUGGGUCCGAGAGAAUAAGCCAGAUUUCGAUUUCAAUACAAUUCUCCCCUACGUAAACUUCGGAAAACUCAUGGUUCCCGAGAAACAAGGUGAGCCCUCCACCAUCGCAUGGGCAAAAGCAGCAUUCGACAACAACGAAAUGUUCGCCCCGCUAAGCCAGGGAAUCAAACCUCAAUGGUUCAUAUCGACGCGUGACUGCGCACUCCUGCACGUCGCUGCACUCCUACACCCUUCCAUCAUAUCCGAGCGCAUCUUUGGAUAUGCUGAGAAAUGGGACUUCAACAAGUUGCUGGCUAUCAUGCGUGAAGCGUAUCCGGACCGCAAGUUUGCAGAUGAUGUUUCAAUUGCGGGGGAGGAUAUGGUGGAGGUACCGCGAGAGAGAGCUGAAGAAGUUUUGGGGUGGGUGAAGAAUGGGCAAGGUUGGGAUGGAUUGGGCGACUCUAUCAGAGAAAUGAUUGCGCAGUGGGCUUGAGAAUUGGCUCUGGGUAUGGAGAUCACCAGGGGGAGGGGAGGCGUCUUGAGGCGACAAUUAUGAUUGAUGUCUUGGAAUUAUAAUGAUCAGAUCACACAAUUUUAACAAUUUAUACGAUUAAUUGAAAGCCUUAGUAGUCUGUGGGAAUAUCUCUGGCAUAGUAUGCGAUCUUUCUUUUCUGUCUGUUCUACAUGCCAGUUGUCAUGAAUUAUCCGCCUGGAACUUUUGUACGCAAUUUUUCUUAAUCUUUCAAUUAAUACCAAUUCAGUCUUUUAGCAUCCUAUAU